AGGAUGUAUGAAUUUUGUGUCCAAAGAAAGCGGCUAAAACGUGGUAACCGUGGAAAAAGUUCAGCUACACCUGUGAGUGCUUCGCGUGUGAUUGUUUGAGCUUGGAUUAUUCCAUUUUUUUAGGUGCAUGUGUGUGAAUGGGCUGUAGAGUAGUUGUAGCAUUUUAUGAACGAAAGAUCGAUUCGUAAAAGUGUGGCCAUUUUAUGUUAGUUAAGGCCCACCACCCGCGCCUUUCUUUCCCCCUGCGCAACACCACCCGUUGAGCUUCACAUGCAUGUAUGUAUGUAAAAGCAACGGUUUUUUCGAAUGAGAGCGUAGACAGCCUGGCGGCACACACACGAACGUAACUUCAUUUUAAGUGUUACCGCAUAAGGCCAUCCGUUCGCGCCCCCACACCGCCCCUACCCACAACAGCCAGCCAGCGUCACACAGAAGUUGUUGUUAUGGCAAACUUGAAAACGUUUUUUCUCUAUUUAUUGAUAUUUUGCAAUUGUAUACAAGUGACGCAGCAGCUGAUCGGUUUUCCACACUCCGCCUAACUGUUCACCAGGAACAAAUCGAAGGCUACAAAUUCCCGAGAUGUGCGAAACCAAGCUUAAUUAAUUGAUUAUUGUGUGUAUGUUUUUUGCGCUUGUGAAAAAUCAAUCAAAGGAAGGGGAAGAAAGGCGAGAAGUUACGCUUGAAGGGCUUCGCAUUAUCUUUUGCAUCCCCCAGAAUUCAAAAUAACCUUGCGCCUGAUAGCCUUAAUUUCUCCAAUAAGUUAAUCAAAUUUUCGCCUACAGCUUUAGCAGCAACAAGAGCGGGUCUUAAAUGUAGCACAUAAGCAGCCAUUAAGUUUAAAACUAACCUAAACCUAGGGAUAUAAUGCGAUUAUAAUGUACAUAACGUGACGCAGCCCACGAAAAACAUAGAAAGCAAAGCAAAACCGGAAGCUAAACAGGAAUCAACCGCUCAGCAAUACCACGUGCUGCAAGCAGACCAAGGACACUUUCGACUUCAUCCGGAACCCGGGGUUUGAUCACUGCCGCUGCUGCCAUUAAUAUGCGUGUAAUUGCGCCGCGUAGAUCGUCAACGUCAGCGGCGGGCAGCGGCAGUCUCUACGGUACAUCGGCGGUCGGCACCUCCAGCGGCAGCACCACCAGCAGCAACUCCACCAGCGGCAGUCACCACAUCAGCAGCACCGGCAGCGGUGCGGUGGAUCGGACCACCGGAGGCGCCGCCACGAACGGUUACUCCCGCAUAUCGAGCAGCUACGACCGCGGCAGUAGCCUGUCCAAGUGGCUGCCCACCUCGUCCGGCGGCUCAAACUCGUCGGGCUACGGCACCAGCUACUAUCCCAGCUCGUACUCAACGUACUCCGCCAACAGCGGCUCCUCAAGCGCCUCUUAUGCGCCGCGCUCCAGUGUGCAGAGGAGCAGCGUUGGUACCACGUCGUCAACGUCGUAUAUGAGCGCCGGAUCCGUCAGCAGCUCGUCCGCCUACCGCACCUCCUCGUACCUGAGCGGGUUCAGCUAUGAUUCACCUACGUACAGCCGAUACGGAUUACCGCGCAAAGCGUCGUCCAGAAUUACCACCAACGAGGACAGCUUGAGCGGAUCGGCCAAGAGGGAAGACUACGGUCUACGGCGUGGCCAUGAUACCGCCAAGAAACCACCGAUCAGCGGAGCAAGUGUUGGCCACAACUGCAGCAACAGUGCGAGUAGAGACACCAAAGCCGUCGAUGGCAACAAACGGCUGUCCAGUUCAUCCUCAUCUCCAUCGCUGGCCCGUUUGGUGGCCACCUCCGGACUGGAAAUUUACGAAAAGUACAGUCCGGCCAACUAUAAACCCAACUGUGAACUGUCACGUUCCAGGUCGGGGCAUUCUGAGACGGAUCUAGAAAACGGAAGCAACAAAGAGGCGACGCCCACCUGCACGGUGACCCUGGAGAGACCAAGGAGCAGCACCAGUCGAUACAGCCGCCUGUACAGGAACAGCAGCGAUGCAGGAGGGGACUCCUCGGCUUCCACGGGAAAAUUGAGCUCCGGCAAGUACUCGAUUAGCAGCAGCAGUAGCAGUGGCAAUGUGCCCACGGCCACCUUUACACUCCGAAGCAACCGCACGCGGCGCAGUCAGGAGGAGGAGGCACCCACGAGCACGGAAGUAGAGCAGGCAGGCCCAGCAGCUCCAUCACCAACGCCAAUACCACCGCCACCACCUCCACCCACAAAUGGGCACAAGCCGGCUGAGUCGAAUGGCGGACUGGAAGCCAAAUUAAACGGUCUAUCGCUGCUCUCAACUUCGCCCAAAAGAAAUGCCAUUUACGAACGAAAUCAGGACACCACAGAUGAUGCAGGUGUUGGGCAGGAUAGUGCCGACAAUGCCGAUGUGAGCACCUCGGCCACAUUUAAGCUAAACGACAGCAGCAAGACGUUGGCGAGAAGUGGCACUGGGAGUAGCAGCACUGCCCGGAGCGUCCUGCCUCCCAUGACGCCUACGUCAAGUCGGUACUGGGAUCGGGACAGCGGCACCAGCCGCAGCAGCAUAGGCACCUCCUCCGCACUGAACUCAUCAUCCCUGAAACAUAACUUGGAUGACGGCUACAAGAGCGCCUCCUCUUCGCGGGAUGAGAAGUCCGAAGGUCUGUGCGGUCUGCGAAACAUUGGCAACACAUGCUUUAUGAACUCGGUCAUCCAGUGCCUGAGUCACACUCAAGAGCUGACCCGCUUCUUGCGGUCGCACCACGGCUCUCGCUCGUUAUCCACCAAGGAUCAGCAGAUACUCCACGAAUUUGCCAAACUCAUUCAGGAGAUGUGGACCUCUAACGUGCACACGGUGACGCCCAUGGAGCUAAAGAGGGCGUUCUCGACCAAACAUCGCAUGUACAGCGACUACAACCAACAGGAUGCGCAGGAGUUCCUGCGUUUUUUCCUUGACUCGCUGCAUUCGGCCCUCAAUUCGGGCGUCAAGGGUGAGACGCUCAACAUUGACGAUAAUCUCAGUGACAAUAAGAAGGCGGACUUGACCUGGGAGUGGUAUACGCGGCACGAGAACUCUUUGGUGCGCGACCUAUUUGUGGGUCAGCUCAAAAGCACACUGAAGUGCACCACCUGCGGUAACACCAGCGUCACCUUCGAUCCGUUCUGGGAUCUGAGCGUACCGUUGCCGUCUUCUUCCCGCUGCAAGCUAGAUGCUUGCCUCGACCUCUUUAUCCGCGAAGAGGUCCUUGACGGCGACGAAAUGCCCACGUGCGCCAAGUGCAAGACGCGGCGAAAAUGCACCAAGAGCUUCACCAUUCAGCGUUUCCCCAAAUAUCUGGUUAUACACCUAAAACGCUUUUCGGAGACACGUUGGAGCAAGCUGUCCAACAUCGUUGAAUUUCCCACAUCAGACAGCGAGCUGAACAUGGGCUCCUAUGGCGCCAACUCCAACUCGAAUGUGCAUUACUCGCUUUAUGCGAUAUCUAAUCAUAUGGGGUCAACGGCUGGUGGUCAUUAUGUUGCCCUUUGCAAGCAUCCAGUUUCCCGCAAGUGGCACGAAUUUAAUGAUAAUAUAGUCAGCGAUGCCUUGUCCGAAAACCAUCUUGUUUCAUCCAGUGCCUAUAUUCUUUUCUACGAGCGUACGUAAGGCCCAAUCCGUGCUCUACAUGCAGGUGCCGUGUCGAGUACAAUGGGGUUACAGAUGUCCCGGCGGACUCUGCAGAUAGCGAUGGAAAUCAAGAUGACCAUGUGGUUAGAUGAAAGCAGGAGGAAAUGGAUCAAACGAACUUUUAGAAACGCUUCGUAGAAUUGCAUACAAACAAUUUACUUAAUUUAACUCAACUUAAAAGCAAAACAAACUAACUCCUAACUUAAAGCAGAAACCAAAACAAAAACGGAAAACUGAAGAAAAGUGCAUAAAAAACCAGAACUAAUGUACAUAUACAAAAACGAACUUCGAUGGCUAAACUAUACAACUAAAGGAACAAGAAUAUAACUCCGACGAAAAACAAUGAAUCUGUGCAAUAACAACUUUCGGCAAACCAAGCAACCUCAAGCCCCAGGAUAAACGCAAGAGAAUCUAAUGCGAAGUAGUAACAGGAAUUCUUUUGUAAGGAUACUGAAAGCUAUCAAUAUUUCUCUCUUUCUAAGUGUUAUUUAAUUAAAACUAAAUUUUCAAUUUGCAUCGACGUACUCUCCCUGUCUCUUUUUUCGCGCGUCACUCUAUCUCUCUCUCUCUUUUUAAUUGACUUUAUUGGUUUGCCGAAGGAAAGUGUCCUGUGGUUGUGUGUAAAAAUAAACAAGUAAAAUAGAGCGUGGGAAAAGAAACUGAAUAUAUAUUUUCAAUUCGUCUUGUGCAAUAUAUUUCAAAAAAAAACAAAACAAAAUUAACUGUAAUAAGCACUGCAAACUAAAGACGGUUCAAGCCAAAAAAUGAAAGAAAACAAAACGCAAUGGCGCCACAAAUAUCUCCAUAGCUAAGAGAAAAAGCUUUAUAGCAACUAAAACAAAAAGUAAUAUUAAUUAAUUGAUAAAUGAGCAGCAAAUUGAAUGAAAGGGGCCGCGAAGUGAAGCUGAAAUCUGAAUUGUGAAAACGUACUUAUGAUAAUUGCUAGUAGCAAAAUUAAAAAAAAAAGAUCAACAGCAACAACACUAAAAAUCCAUUGUUAUCCCCUGGCCAAGACACCUACCAACCAAGAAAACUUUUCAGCCCAUGUCAUAAGGGGUGAUUUCCGCAACAAGACACCAACCAGGAACAGGGAAUUUUCCCAGGCUACAAAAGACCGUUUCGAAGUUCGUUUUAAUGUUAUACAACUUCGUGUGUUUUUAUUUUGAUUGGCUUGCGAAAAGCUACUAAAACUAGUCUCAAAGAAGAAAAGUUAUGUACAAAGCCACCACUUAACGAAAUACACUUUUAAUUUGUUUGAAUUUGUGCGUUUUUUGUAGUUUAAAUCGAGUGUUUUUCCACAACCCAGCAAUCCUACUUAUACUUGUUGCAAUACACAUUUUUGUUGCUUUUGUUUUGUUUUGUUUUUAUACAUACAUAUAUAAUAUAUCUUAUGUAAUUUAUUUAUUGUAUUUAUGUAAAGAAUAUAAAGAAAUACACCCAAACACCUACACUCACAAUCAGCGAAACAGGAUGUGUACAUAAUGUAACUUGUUUCCAACAGAUUCACGAUGAACUACACAAGCUUCAACCACACUGAAAUUUGAACGAAAAAUAAUAAAAGAAUUAUUAUUUAUUUGUAAAGAAAGUGCAACACUUUCUUUUGGCUUAAAUAUUAGUUACGAUUUUAAUUGUUAGAUAUUUUACUAACGUUAAAGAAAUACUAAAAAGGAAUCCAAAAAAAAAAUCAUUAAAAACAACAAGAGAAAACGGAAGAAUAAACGCAAAAGCAAAA
Molecule: messenger RNA, 5359 nt
Organism: Drosophila sechellia
Lineage: Eukaryota; Metazoa; Arthropoda; Insecta; Diptera; Drosophilidae
Gene: Usp2
Product: Ubiquitin specific protease 2
Exons: 11
Coding region: 1042-3606 (854 amino acids)
Biological process (GO): protein deubiquitination
Molecular function (GO): cysteine-type deubiquitinase activity
Source: RefSeq, a predicted model, not a curated record